AUGCAAUUUCCUAAGCUAUUCGUCUCUGUGCUUCCUCUAUUAUCCCUUGUCAAUUCAAUUCCUGUCGAGGGUAUUACGAAAAGGGCAAAUAAAGUCUAUGGCGUUGAGUUCAGUGUUAACAGGACUCUGGACCUGUCUUUGUCUAAGAGAGCAGGCUCACCUUUGCCAGAUGAUAUUACUGGAGAAGGUACUUAUUACAAAGCAUAUUUCUUAUUUGGAUCCGAAAAACUGAAAAUAGGUGUCACUAUUGAUACUGGGUCUUCCGAUUUAUGGGUACCAAAUACGAACGCAUCGACUGGGCAACAGUAUGGAGUAUAUGAUCCUUCAGGAUCUUCCACUUUUAAGGACACCGGCUACCCUUUUAAAAUUACUUAUGCUGAUGGGACGGCUUCAACUGGUGAAUAUGUGACUGAUUCAUUGGCAUUUGCCGAUGGUUCUGGCGCUAUUUCCAACUUUCAAUUUGGAAGUGUUGGUGACACGACUGUUAGCACCGGAGGGGUUCUUGGUCUUUCCGUCAAGGGUCUCGAACAAGUAGGAAGCAGCCCUCAGUAUAACAACUUACCCCUUGCGUUACAAUCCGCAGGAUUGAUUAGCCACGCAUCGUAUUCCGUGUACUUCAGUAGUGCAGAAGCAACUUCCGGUACACUUCUUUUUGGUGGAAUGGACUCAUCAAAGUAUGAUGGCAAUACUAUGGCACCUUUCACCUUCAGCGGAAACGCAGUAACCGUUCCAUUGGACAAAUUUUCAAUAAAUGGAACAUCCACAAGCGUAUCUUCCGCCAUGAUAUUAGAUACUGGUUCCACAUACUCCUUUUUACCUACGGAUGCUCACAGUGCUCUAGUUAAACAACUAGGUGGAGAUGGAUCAGUCACAAAUGGUUACAGUAUUGUCAACUGCAAUCCUACUGGAAACCUUUCCUAUACAUUCACAUCUAGUUGGCCAGAUACCACCCUCACCAUAGAUAUUCCACUUUCAGAACUUGUUAAAGGAGAGACAGAAAAUUGUUACUUGACGACGAAGCCAGGCAUGAGCAUAUUAGGAGAUGACUUCUUAAGGCACGUAUAUUUAGGAGUGAAUAUCGAAUCGAGUUACGUCUGGCUUGCAAAACCACUCUAUAAUACAACUCCCGCAAUUACUUCAUUUGUUCUUUGGGGAAUUGUUUUUAAAUCUUAG
Messenger RNA from Dujonia railenensis, 1173 nucleotides. The record is from the annotation of a GenBank genome assembly. Lineage: Eukaryota; Fungi; Ascomycota; Pichiomycetes; Serinales; Debaryomycetaceae.